AUGGCAUCGGCCACCUCUACGGGGCCGUCCGGAGGACCAAAAACCAACAGCAUCGUCCCCGCCCAGCUUGGUUUCCUAGCCAUCUACAACCCCAGUCUUGGCACUACGGACGAGACGCUCGAAGACCAGAUCGUCUACUACGCCUCGGUCACGACACUGAAGGACCAGCAGCGCAGAAGACAUCGGUCGGACCGAUCAUCACGCUCCCGCCGUCAUCAUGCGCCAACAAGUUCUGUAUCCGGAACAACAGCCCCUGGCACGGAAGCCGUUUCGCAAGAGGAGAAGAAUGAGCGCCUCAGGCAGAUAGGACUGGCCCAGGGCAUGGUUGAGUUUGGCAAGAGUUUCUCGGGCGGGAAGGCGGUUAAUACGAUUGAUACCGAGAAGAGUAGGGUGGUGCUCCAUGAGUUGGAGCCGGGGUGGUGGAUUUUGGCUUCUAUAGACCUCACCCGUCUUCCCCUCCCCAACCAGUCCUCGGGAAGCAGCAAAACCCCGGCCUCCCCUACCCAGUCGCCCAUCCCUGGCAGCCCUCGCAAAGGAGGAGCCGGCGCAUCAUCGACAACAGCAACUGAAGAACACCAAAAAGCCGAAUACUCCUCUCGCGAACUCAAGCCCGCCGCCCUGUUAUUGAGGGACCUGCUCCGUGCCCACGCCUGCUUCCUCCUCCAUCACGACAGCUCCCUCUCGUCCUUGUUCGUGCGCGCCCAAAGGCCUAAAUUUGUCACCUUGCUCAGCCGCUACUGGGAUUUGUUCCUGUCCACCUGGAACGUGCUUCUACAUGGCAACCCGGCUUGCAACAUCUAUGGUGGGAUCAAGGUUGCUGCUAGCGGGGAACUUGGUGUGGGCGUGGGAGAAGAGGAUCGGGGCUCGGGAGAGAGGGAGGUGCUGGAGGGGAUGGUGGACAGAGUCGAGGGACUAGUAGAUCUGGUGGUGGGCAAAUUUGGAGAACCGGGUGAAGAAGGGAAAGAGCCGACGGAGUGGCUUGGUACCGGAGCGGAACCCGGAGCAGACGAUGGUGCAAUUUUCUUGGGCACAGGGGCGCUGUCGAGGCAGUCGUUGCGGUCGAUCAUCUGGUGGAUGGAGGAUAUGUAUACGUGGGGAGAGAACGCGUACGGGGUUAUUGAGAGCCCCACAGCGACGAGAGUACCACCGAGGAGGCAGCAUAGACAAAAGGAAAGCAGGACGAAGAUUGCACCGCUUGGGGAGGUCAUGUCGCCGGGGUUGAAGGUGUCGGAUCUGAGGCUGCCGCCGCCGAAACCAAAGGCAACACCGCCGUCAGAGGCAGAGCAGAGCAAGACGACUUCCGAUACAGAUGGCAGGCCGUCCGGACCGCCAAGGCCGGUUACUUCGCUGCACCCUUCGACUAAAGGCAAGGAUCUGGCAAGUCACACGGGUACGGGGACACCAGCUAGCCCGACGACGACGGAUGAGCAUGGAGGCGUGGGCCAUCUGUUCAGUUACCUGAAAAUGGGCUACGGAACCCAUUGGAGUUUGGGAAUGGGUGGCAGCUCUCAGCCCGCCGAAAGGCAGAAGGACAAGGUCGAGGAUCAGAAGCCAAAGAAGCCGCCCAAGGACUCCCAGUUCUUGAUCGGUCUUAUGGCCCCCAGGGGUACCAGCACUGGCACAGUGACUGUCACUAAUGAUGAUGGCCAUCGCCGCGUCACGACUGUUACAACAGCCAACAGCCCCACGCCGACCCCUAGAACGGGCUCCGUAACCUCUCGUUCCGUGAACCAAACCGGCUUCGGAAACGGGUCAUCGCUGGGUAGCAAAGGAAGCGUCGGUACUACGGGUAUCACCUCCGCGUCCACCAGCUUCGACAGCCAAGACCGCAACAAGACCAAGAAGCUGCGCGUGGUGGUCUACGUCAUGCGUCCCUUCAUUUUUGUGUUCCUCUUCCAGCUGCGCACCGACUCGCUCGCUUUCGAAGGCUUCUACAGGAAUUUGCACCAGCAGAUGGCUCCUCUGCGAAAGUCGCUGUUGCGAGCUACGGCUUACAGGCCAGAACGUCCCUUUGAUUCGGUAGCGGGAGGAAGUGGGCAGAUCUACGAUCUUGUCUGGGACCCGAAGGAGUUAACUGUUCACUCAACGAUCCCCAACAUCCCUGAACCUCCCGUUCCCGUGGCUGCCGGUGUCGUCGGUGGUGGUGGCGCGGAGACGGCACCGGCUAAGAGGCUAAGUACCCUGGAGCCGCAUCGAAGCGUUGAACACACAUAA
This is a messenger RNA of Sordaria macrospora k-hell, 2214 nucleotides long. The record is from RefSeq and is a predicted model, not a curated record. NCBI's taxonomy places the organism in Eukaryota, Fungi, Ascomycota, Sordariomycetes, Sordariales, Sordariaceae.